Brienomyrus brachyistius is the source of this 5387-nucleotide messenger RNA. RefSeq names its product thrombospondin 2a (gene thbs2a). Lineage: Eukaryota; Metazoa; Chordata; Actinopteri; Osteoglossiformes; Mormyridae. Gene Ontology annotation, biological process: negative regulation of angiogenesis; cell adhesion. Bases 316 to 3888 code for a protein of 1190 amino acids. The transcript has 23 exons. Gene Ontology annotation, molecular function: calcium ion binding; protein binding. Gene Ontology annotation, cellular component: extracellular region. The record is from RefSeq and is a predicted model, not a curated record.
UCGUUGCCACAGUACUUUGAUUUUUUUAAAAAAAAUAUUUAAACAUGAUAGAUAACUCGAUACCAAACUAUAUAUAUAAGAAGACACAGCUACGUUCGAGCCUCUAACUUUUAAGGCACAUAGAGUGGAUCUAGUUGACACCGUGGACAUAAUAUUUUACGCACCAGUGCUUAAUUUUUUAUUUAUUUAUAUAUAUUAUUUUUAGACCGUUUGAAUAAUAUUUCGUGAGGAAUACAUCGCGUCUUAUCAGCCUUAUACAAGGGAUAUUUAAGAAAUUUUCUUUUUAAAAAAGAUUGCACUUUUGCUCCAGGAGCUAUGAUCUCCAGGAGUAUCUUCUACUGGCUCUCCCUUUUAGUCCUUUCCGUCUCCUCCCAGAGUCAAGAUGGUGAUCUUGAAGAGGAGACUGUGUUUGACUUGUUUGAGAUAAGUCACAUCACGCGAAAGACUCUGGGCGCAAAGCUCUUCCGGGGCCAAGACCCAAACGCCCCGGCGUAUCGUUUUAUCCGCUUCGACCAGCUGCCUUCCGUGAGGCCACCGGCGCUGAAGCAGAUCCUGCAGCGGAUGCAGAGUAGCGAGGGUUUCGUGUUUGUGGCGACCGUGCGGCAGGACCGUGCUUCCCGGGGCACCCUGCUCAGCCUGGAGGGCCCUGGGGGCAAGCGCCAGUUCGAUAUCAUCUCCAAUGGGCACGCCAAUUCUCUGGACCUCAUCUACUGGUUCGACGGCUCCCAGAACGUGGUGUCCUUUGAGGAUGUGGACAUGGCCGACUCGCAGUGGAAGAACGUCACGCUGCAGGUGCAGGGCGAGAAUGCCAACCUGUACGUGGGCUGCAGCCUGGUGGAUAGUUUCGUGCUGGACGAGCCCUUCUACGAGCAUCUGCGUCCAGAUGGUGCCCACAUGUUUGUUGCCAAGGGAUCCAUGCGUGAAAACCACUUCAGGGGUCUGCUGCAAAAUGUCCGUUUCAUCUUCGACACCUCGGUGAAUGACAUACUGCGAAGCAAAGGAUGCGAGGUGGCCAAGCCAGAGGAGACCAACACCGUGAGUGAGAAUGUGGAAGUAGUGGACAUCAGUCCGGCCAUCUCCAGCAACAUCAUCGGCAAGAAGACUGAGGAGGCGGUGUCGGAGCUGGGUCCGGAGACGUGCGAGCGCUCGUGUGAGGAGCUCAGCAACAUGUUUCAGGAGCUCAAGGGUCUGCGCAUCGUUGUAGGAAACCUCAUGGAGGGCUUGCAGAAAGUGACGGAUGAAAACAUGAUCAUGCGGGAAGCCCUUGGAAAGAUGAAAAACACCAAAGAGAAGCACAUGUGCUGGCAGGACGGACGUCUGUUUGAGGACAAGGAGGAUUGGAUCGUAGACAGCUGCACCAAGUGUACCUGCCAGGAGUCAAAGAUCUUGUGUCACCAGAUCACAUGUCCGGCAGUGUCCUGCGCAAGCCCUUCCUUCAUCGACGAGGAGUGCUGUCCUGUCUGCCUGUCAGCAAACGGCAGCGAGGACGGAUGGUCCCCAUGGUCUGAGUGGACUGAGUGCACCGUGACAUGCGGGACGGGUACACAACAAAGGGGCAGGUCCUGUGAUGCCACCAGCAACCCCUGCACUGGGCCCUCCAUCCAGACCCGCAAAUGCAGCCUGAGGAAAUGCGACAGUCGCGUCCGUCAGGAUGGUGGGUGGAGCUUGUGGUCGCCAUGGUCAUCAUGCUCAGUGACGUGUGGCGAGGGCCAGAUCACCAGAAUCCGGCAUUGCAACUCGCCUGUGCCUCAGCUGGGUGGCAAAGACUGCGACGGCAGUGGGAGAGAGACCCAAAAAUGCGAGGCCAGCCCCUGCCCUGUUGACGGUGGCUGGGGUCCCUGGUCUCCCUGGGCGACCUGUUCAGCUACCUGUGGAGGAGGAGUUCGCAGUCGCACCCAUGUCUGUAACAGCCCCCGCCCAAAGUAUGGCGGCAAGAAAUGCCAGGGGGACGCCACAGACAUCGAUGUCUGCAACCCACAAGACUGCCCUGUCGAUGGCUGCCUUUCUAACCCCUGUUUCGGUGGAGUGGACUGCAACAGUGCCCCUGAUGGCUCUUGGGAGUGUGGCCCCUGCCCCGUGGGUUUCCGUGGCAAUGGCACCUCCUGUGAGGACAUCAAUGAGUGUGACCUGGUGUCAGAUACAUGCUUCAAACUCCAUGGCUCGCCGAGAUGCAUCAACACCAACCCAGGAUUCCACUGCCUGCCUUGUCCCCCGCGGUACAAGGGCAACCAGCCCUUCGGUAUGGGUGUGGAGGCAGCCAAAAAGAACAAGCAGGUGUGUGACCCCGAAAACCCCUGUAAGGACAGCACCCACAGCUGCCACAAACACGCCGAAUGCGUCUACCUCAGCCAUUUCAGCGACCCCAUGUACAAGUGCGAGUGCAGGAUCGGCUACGCGGGCGACGGCAUCAUCUGUGGUGAGGACUCCGACCUGGACGGCUGGCCCAAUCAGAACCUGGUGUGCGGGGCCAACGCCACCUAUCACUGCAAAAAGGACAACUGCCCCAACCUGCCAAACUCUGGGCAGGAAGAUUUUGACAAGGAUGGUCAAGGAGAUGCUUGUGACAAAGACGAUGACAACGACAACAUCGACGAUGAGAGGGACAACUGCCCCCUGCUGUACAACCCACGUCAGUUCGAUUAUGACAAAGACGAUGUGGGCGACAGGUGUGACAACUGCCCUUAUGAGCACAAUCCAUCGCAGAUUGACACUGACAACAACGGGGAGGGCGACGCCUGUGCGGUUGAUAUCGAUGGUGAUGCUAUUCUGAAUGAAGAUGACAACUGCCCCUACGUGUACAACACAGACCAGAAAGACACUGACCUGGAUGGUGUAGGCGAUCAAUGUGAUAACUGUCCACUGAUGCAUAACCCUGACCAGACUGAUACAGAUAAUGACCGGGUGGGUGACCAGUGUGACAACAACCAGGAUAUCGAUGAGGAUGGCCACCAGAACAAUCUGGACAACUGCCCCUACAUCCCCAAUGCCAACCAGGCUGACCAUGACAAGGACGGGAAAGGGGAUGCCUGCGACUAUGACGACGAUAAUGACGGUGUCCCUGACGACCGGGACAAUUGCCGCUUGGUGCCCAACAAAGACCAGUUGGACUCUGACGGAGAUGGCCGCGGUGAUGCCUGCAAAGAUGAUUUUGACAACGACAGCAUCCCUGACAUCCUUGACGUGUGUCCAGAGAACAACGAGAUCAGUGUCACGGACUUCAGAAAGUUCCAGAUGGUCCACCUGGACCCUAAGGGGACCACACAGAUUGACCCUAACUGGGUGGUGAGGCACCAAGGCAAGGAGUUGGUGCAGACUGCCAAUUCUGAUCCUGGCAUUGCCGUCGGUUUUGAUGAGUUCAGUGCAGUGGACUUCAGCGGCACAUUCUACGUCAACACCGACCGGGAUGACGACUACGCCGGCUUUGUAUUUGGCUACCAAUCCAGCGCGCGUUUUUACGUGGUGAUGUGGAAGCAGAUCACUCAAACCUACUGGGAAGACAAACCCUCAAAGGCAUUUGGUAUCUCCGGAGUUUCCCUGAAGGUGGUCAACUCCACUACAGGCACCGGAGAGCAUCUGCGGAACGCCCUGUGGCACACGGGUAACACCGCUGGCCAGGUGCAAACUCUGUGGCAUGACCCAAAGAACAUUGGCUGGAAAGAUUAUACCGCCUACCGGUGGCAUCUUAUCCACAGACCGAAGACUGGCUUCAUCAGGGUCGUGGUGUAUGAAGGAAAGCAGAUCAUGGCUGACUCGGGUCCUGUCUAUGACAAGACGUACGCUGGAGGCAGAUUAGGGCUGUUUGUCUUCUCUCAGGAGCUGAUCUUCUUCUCCGAUCUCAAAUACGAGUGCCGAGAUAACCCGGAAUUUUCCCCUGUGUUGAUAAGAUAACUGACCUACAUCUGACACGACAAUGAUGAAGUACUGGACAGGCUCACCUCAGUCUCCUCCUGGUCAUCAAGCUUUCCCACCAAUUGCGUCUCCAUCCAUUGGCCAAUAAGUGAGAGCCCCACCCCUAUCGAAGCUACAAUGCGCACUCCCUACCCAGUCUGCCAAUGGCAGGCAGAUGUGUCUGAGGACGAGCAAAGGUCAGCAUCGAAGGGAGUCCUACUCUUCUCUGGAUAUCAUACUGUUACCCUGACACCCAAGUACUUUCAUCUAAUUUUCAUCAGUGUUUUAAACGGAUCAUUUAAAGAUUAGUCUUUUGACUUUUUUUACAUUAUCUUUAUUACUGGUCACACAUAUUUCGGUUUCCUGGAUCAGGUUGGUAUGGUGUGUCACGCUUUUCUUGCACUUUGAUACGAGAUAUCUUGAUGCAUCCUUAAUGAAGGACCACGCUUCACAUCCAUGUAUUGCCCCACCACAGACUGAACAGGGGCUGCGGGGGCCGUGGGGGCCGGUGGCCGUCCUCUUCGGCCUCGGCUUCGAUGCACAAACGGCCUCUUUUGUGUUUUGUUGUUACUGCAGUGUUUCCUGCCAUCUUGAAUACAUACCUUUUGAAUGCAUACCAGUUCUUGAAUUAAUUUUUAAUUUGAGUUUAUUAAAAUUUUAUGUAGUCUGUUUUAGUCUAUCCCUAUAUUCUAACAGGGAUCAUUUAAAAACUUAUUAAGUUUUUGGCGGAUGAAGAUGUUUAUAUUUAGACUGUAUGAUAAUUUCUUCUGUAAAUUAUUUAUAUUUGUCUUACAGCAUUAUUAGUUGAUGUUAGAUUUGUUCCAUUUUUGCCAAAGAUUGUAAAUAUUUAUUUAUUUGUUUACACUGACGGAAUUUCAUAAUUUGAAGUACAAAACACAUUGAAUUACAGCAUCCAAAUUUUCCAUACAUCAGGAUAUUUUUUUUAAGUAUAUUUACAGAUUUAUUUUGAUUGGUAUGUUCACCUAAAAUCACAAAAUAUAAAGCACAAUGUAUUCAAUGAAAGGAAAAAGGCAGCCGUUUUCUCUAAUUGUGUGAUUGUGCAGACAUGUUUAAACAACGUCAGAUCAGCAAAUCAAGGGGUGUCAUUUCAGAAAUGACGGUUUAACCAACAAAUGCUUAUUUAUGCUAACCGUUCACAUUUUUUGAUAUCUUCAGUCAGUGGGUUUGUACUUUUUGGUUUUUACUAAACAUAAAAAGCCAGAUGCAAUUACACAUUCAUUGUUUUUUUUUUUUAUAUUACGAAUAACCACAGAUACAUAGAUGCAAAACAUUGACAAUGUAUAGCUACUAGUUCUUUGUAUAGCAUUAUUUUAUAUUUUUAAUUAGUAGCAUAUUUUCUGAUGGUUUAUGAUGCACAAAUGUAAAUUUUCCUGCUACCCACCUCAUUUUUUGAUUUAGUUAUAAAGCAAACAUUUUGUACAUGUUCACUGUUGGAGAGAUGAUUCAUAAAUAAAUAUUUUAUAUUCAUUUCAUUAUCA